Colletes gigas is the source of this 1163-nucleotide messenger RNA. RefSeq lists its product as uncharacterized. The record is from RefSeq and is a predicted model, not a curated record. The coding region runs from base 290 to 1045 and encodes 251 amino acids. The transcript has a single exon. NCBI's taxonomy places the organism in Eukaryota, Metazoa, Arthropoda, Insecta, Hymenoptera, Colletidae.
AUGGCGACACACAUGAAACAUAGUUUAACGUCAAUUGUAUUGUUAAUUUGUUAAAUAUGUAUCUAUUAAACAUUCGUAAAACGAUAAUAAGUAAUUUUGGGAUUCACUAAACGUUGAAAAGUUGGUCAAAAAAGUAAUGUUAGAUGUUCUAACCUAUUAGAAUGCUCUACUAAAUGUAUACAUGGUUUUAACAAUUUUAUUUGUGCUUUAACAAUUUUAUUUUGAAACUACAUGUGGACUUAACGUUGACACGUUAAUAAAGAAGUAAUUCGAAUUAUAAUUUAAUAAAAUGCAUACUUCUGGAGAUUUUAUUUUACAUGGCGGUGAUACUGCGUUUGCAAAUAGGCAAAAGCUUUUGUUUGACAGAUUGUCAGACGCAGAACAAGAAUGCAACAGAACUAAAUCAGUCAUUGAGUCUACAGAUGUAGAUAUGGCUAUUGACGAAUCAAAUAAGUCUAUAAUUCUAAGAGCUGGUCAAAAACGUAAAAGUGAAUUGAAAAGAUUUCGUGGUAAAGAGAGUAUUUUUAAGCGACCCGAAGGUCCAGCACCGCGUGCAGUUAAUAGAAGUGUACCAGAUUAUCACAGAAAUCCUCAUAAAUGGAUGAGAUAUAGUUUGGAUGAUGUAUCUAACGAUGAUAUGACAGAACAGAGUAAUACAAGGGCUGCAUUAUCUUUUUUAAAAGAAUUAAAAGCAAGAAGGUCGUUGAAACAAAUCGACGGAGAAAGGGAAAUGGACGUAGAUGAAAUUGCGUCAACCGGAAAUGAUCAAACUAAGACAGGGUUUACGUCCAAGAAAGUGAAAGCAAUUUCAGAUAUUGAAUUUAAAAAACCUGAACGUGACGCCGUAGAAACACUGAAUACAUCGAUCGUUAUUGAACACAAUGAUAAACCAGUUUUUAGAAGCAGUAAAAUUAUUAUGCCGGAAUAUGUUGUUGGACAAAAACAAAAAAAGAAAAAUAAGAAGGAGAAACGUUUGGAAAAAGUGGAUCGUUUGAAACAACUUAAAUUGGGUCACUUGGAAGAAUUUGACGAAGAUGAUAAUUGAAUAUGCAUAUACUGAUAUUGUUGUGAAUACACUUAGUAAAUUGCUAUAUGAUACAAAUAUAUCACAUAUUUCGUUUUACCGAUUAAUGUACUUCGUAUAUAUAGCAGCAAUAAAAUAC